CAAACACUCACGCACAGUUCACCGUCUGACCUACACAUCACAGAUAAGAGAUGUCAGGACCCCGGCCUGUAGUUCUGAGCGGCCCGUCAGGAGCCGGAAAAAGCACCCUGUUAAAGAGACUGAUGAAGGAAUAUGAAGGCGUUUUUGGAUUCAGCGUCUCUCACACCACCAGAAAUCCUCGACCAGGUGAAGAAAAUGGGAAAGGGCUGAAUUGUCUCCCAAUGCUUCUGGGGGCUACAUUACUUCCUGUAGCAGACAUCCUAUCCUCUGACACAUCUGAAGAUUAUCACUUUGUAACCAGAGAGAAGAUGCGAGAGGGAAUUGACAAUAGCGACUUCAUUGAGAAUGCUGAGUUUUCUGGAAACAUGUAUGGAACCAGUAAAUCAUCUAUAGAGGAUGUUCAGGCACAAAACCUCAUCUGCAUCCUGGAUGUUGACAUACAAGGUGUGAAUAACAUCAAGAAGACGGAUCUAAAUCCAAUCUAUAUCUCCAUCCAGCCACCUUCAAUGGAGAUCUUGGAAAAGCGUCUACGGGAAAGACAAACAGAGACAGAGGAAAGUUUACAAAAGCGUUUGGAGGCAGCGAGAAUUGAUAUGGAACUGAGUAAAGAAACUGGGGUUUUCGACAUUGUUAUCAUUAAUGAUGACUUGGAAGGGGCCUAUGAGAAACUCAAAAGUGUUCUUAUUGAGGAAAUUGAAAAGGUGCAAGAUUCCAAGAAAUAGGAAAGAAGAAAUUACAGUGUUUUACGUGUACGUGACAUGAAGCCUUUCAUUCCAGCCUUACUGUCAUCACAGUUGGUUCUCAUGUCAGACAUUAAAACGUUAUUCAAUUAAAUGUUAAAAGGCAGGUGCAAAGAACUUGAUUAAUAUUUUCUCUGAGAAGAAAAUAUGCAUAUACAUGUUGAAAACACCUCGAGUUUGCACCUUGAAGAAUGAAUGGAAACCUGUAUUGUAACCCAAAACGAGUUAAGCAAACUAUCAGUAUUGAUAAUAGUUUAUCACCGUGCAGUCACUUUUUCGAACUGUCUAUAAAUCUCAAGAAGCACGAGCGUUUGUAACUUAAGACAGAUUUCCAGAUCUAUUUCAGUAGAUGGUUGUGAAUGAAUUUCUCAAUGUAAAAUGUUGUUUUUGGUUCAGUGCAAAUAAAA
Triplophysa rosa is the source of this 1147-nucleotide messenger RNA. It is a transcript of the gene guk1b, whose product is annotated as guanylate kinase 1b. Lineage: Eukaryota; Metazoa; Chordata; Actinopteri; Cypriniformes; Nemacheilidae. Gene Ontology annotation, biological process: purine nucleotide metabolic process. Gene Ontology annotation, molecular function: GMP kinase activity. Gene Ontology annotation, cellular component: cytosol. Bases 51 to 722 code for a protein of 223 amino acids. The record is from RefSeq and is a predicted model, not a curated record. The transcript is spliced from 9 exons.